Molecule: messenger RNA, 1352 nt
Organism: Physeter macrocephalus (sperm whale)
Lineage: Eukaryota; Metazoa; Chordata; Mammalia; Artiodactyla; Physeteridae
Product: UDP-glucuronosyltransferase 1A10
Exons: 3
Coding region: 1-867 (288 amino acids)
Molecular function (GO): UDP-glycosyltransferase activity
Source: RefSeq, a predicted model, not a curated record
AUGGCUCCUGCGAUUUUAACCGGCUUCCUUCCUCUGUGCAUGUGUCUGCUGCUGACACCUGGCUUUGCUGAGGCAGGCAAACUUCUGGUAGUACCCAUGGAUGGGAGCCACUGGUUUACCAUGCGUCCCGUCGUGGAGAAACUUGCCCACAGAGGGCAUGAGGUGGUCUUAGUCAUACCAGAGGUGAGUUGGUACCUGGGAAGUUCAUUCAAUCUUACGGUAAAGACUUAUUCCACGUCUUACACUCUGGAGAAUUUGAAUAGUGAGUUCCAGAAGUUCUCCGAUUUUCACUGGAAAGCUCAGCCACGAAGUUUACUUCUUAUGUUGAUGAGUCCGUCCAACAAAGCUUUUGACUACUUUUUUUCACAUUGUAAGAGUUUGUUUGAGGACACACAAUUAGUAAAAUACUUAAAAGAGAGUUCUUUUGAUGCAGUGUUUCUAGAUCCUUUUGAUAUGUGUGGCUUAAUUGUAGCCAAAUAUCUUUCACUUCCAUCUGUGGUCUUUACCAGGGGAGUCUUUUGCCAUUAUCUUGAAGAAGCCACUCAGUGUCCCAUGGCUCUUUCUUACGUUCCUAGAGAUUUCUCAGGGUUCUCUGAUGUCAUGACUUUCGGACAGAGACUGUGGAAUCAUAUCCGGCACUUGGAGGAACGUUUAUUUUGCCACUAUUUUUUCAAAAAUGUUGUAGAAAUUGCCUCUGAGAUUCUCCAGACAACUAUCACAGCAUCUGAUCUCUUCAGCCAAAUAUCAAUUUGGUUGUUACGACGUGACUUUGUUUUGAACUAUCCCAAACCUGUGAUGCCGAACAUGAUAUUCAUUGGUGGCAUCAACUGCUGUGAGGGAAAGCCGCUGUCAAAGCCAAGGCCGUAAUGCCUGCGGAUGAUCCUUGUUGGAUGCCUCCUGAGACAAUGGAGCAGCCUUACAUUUGCAGCCUUCCUUGGAUGACCAUGAUGGACAUAGUGAUAUAAGGAAUCAGCUUCUGGAACAGGACGUGAGCACUCUGAAUUUGAAGCCUAUGUAAAUGCUUCUGGAGAACAUGGAAUUGUGGUCUUCUCUUUGGGCUCAAUGGUCUCUGAGAUUCCGGAGCAGAAAGCUACGGAAAUUGCUGAUGCUUUGGGCAAAAUACCUCAGACAGUAAGGAGAUUCUACACGAUUUCUUUUUAUCUGUCUUCACAAGAGUUCUAACCCCAGGCUUUCAGUACCUAAAUUAAUUCUAUGGCUUGGGCUUUAGGCUUGGGUUUCCCUGCCACUUCCCAAUUAUUAAUCCAAAGUUGUUCUUUUUUUGCAAUUUCACUCUCAACUACUCUGUUAAAACAUGAUCCACUUCACGAGGAGGUCUCCUUCUCUCUAAGUGA